AUGUUUUCAUCAGAAGUUUGUAAUCAAGGAACAAUAUUAAUAUCUGGUGGUUUCGGUGGUCUUGGUUUAACAAUGUCUCGAUGGAUGAUUGAACAACGAGGUGUUAAACAUAUAGCACUUAUGAGUCGUCGAACAUUAGUUCAACUUGAACAACCUUCGAAUCCACAAUAUGAUGAUUGGUUAAGAUUAAAACGAACAACAAAAGAAUAUAAUGCUCAUGUUGAUGUUGUUCAAGCAGAUGUAACAAAUUUUCAACAAGUUUAUGAUUUAAUUGAAAGAUUUCAAAAAACUUCUUAUCCUAUUCGUGGUAUUAUUCAUAGUGCUGUUGUUUCAGAAGAUCGUACUUUAAAUAAUUUAACACAAGAACAUUUAUCACUUGUUUUACCACCAAAAGUUCGUGGUGCAUGGUAUCUUCAUCAAGCUACACAACUUCUUCAUGCUCCUAUUCAUUUUUUUACUAUGUUUUCAUCAAUUCGUAAUCAUUUACUUGAAGUUGCAUCUGCUGGUUAUAAUGCUGGUAAUCAAUUUCUUGAUGCACUUGCUCAUUAUCGUUCUGCAAAACUUGAUUUACCAGCACUUUCAAUUAGUUUACCAGCUGUAAGUGGUGCUGGAAUGUUUCAUCGUCAUAAAGAAAUGCUCAGUACUUUGAAAGUUACACAAGGUUUUGAAUUAAUGCCAACAAUAACUGUAUUCGAAAUAAUUGAAUGUUUUCAUCAA
Adineta steineri is the source of this 717-nucleotide messenger RNA. Lineage: Eukaryota; Metazoa; Rotifera; Eurotatoria; Adinetida; Adinetidae. The record is from the annotation of a GenBank genome assembly.